AUGUCCCCUUACAGGUUGAUUUUUGGCAAAUCUUGCCACUUGCCGGUCGAAAUUGAACAUAGAGCCUAUUGGGCAAUCAAACGCUGCAAUAUGAACAUGGAAGAAGCUGGCAAGGCAAGGAAGCUACAAUUGCAAGAGCUGGAAGAGUUGCGGUUAGAAGCAUAUGAGAAUUCGAAAAUCUACAAAGGGAAGACUAAAUUGUUCCAUGAUAAUUUACUUUUAAGAAAACAAUUUAUAAUUGGACAAAAGGUUUUAUUGUACAAUUCUCGACUCCAACUCAUGCCAGUAGAGAUCAAAAGUCUCAAUAUAGGUAAGGUUUUCAAGGUGAAUGGGCAUCGGUUGAAGUUGAUCCAUGAGGAUGCAAAUGUCUCCUUUACGCUGAUUCUAUAUCUGAAGGAACCUAACAAGGCGUAUAGGGAAGUUCCCUCAAAUCCUUCUACUAUAUGCAUAACCACAUACAUUGGGGACAAU
This is a messenger RNA of Nelumbo nucifera (sacred lotus), 471 nucleotides long. Lineage: Eukaryota; Viridiplantae; Streptophyta; Magnoliopsida; Proteales; Nelumbonaceae. The record is from RefSeq and is a predicted model, not a curated record.